AUGACCGAGAUCACGUACGAGCACGAUGAUGAUGCGACGGCCAAGGCGCCGCCCGCAACGACGAACGCCGCCGCGCCGCCGAGCCCCGCCGCGCCGCCGAGCCCCGCCGCGCCGCCGAGCCCCGACGCGCCCAUCGCCUCGGGCAGCCCCGAAAAACCCAUCGCCUCGCCCGCGGCCACGGCGCCGCCCGUCGUCGCCGGCGAGCCCUGGGCGCCCGACGCCACGGUCGUCGCCGUCGCCGUGUCCGCGGGGAACCUCGCGACGCUCUGCUUCGGCGGCGCCGCGAGCUCGGCGCGCCUCGAACGGCCGACGCUCGCGUGCGCGCGCGGCGCCAUGGCGGCCCUCUACGGCGACGACGUCGCCCAUGGUCCGCUCUACGCCCUCAAGCACGGCGCCCUCGUCGAACUCCUCGGCGACGGCGACGUCGCGCGCGCGAUGAACAGCUUCGAGCCCGUCAAGAUCGUCGCGCUCCCGCGGGAAGCCGACGCCAAGACCGAGCGCCGCCCCGCCGCGGGGCCCGAGCCCGUCCCGCCGCGCGGCCCGCCCCGCUGGACCGAGUGGUUCGCCGGCCCGCCGCCGCCGCCCCGCUGCCGCGGCGACGAGUUCCCGAAGGUCCGGGAGUGGAUCCGCUGGGCCGCGGGCCGCCCGACGGUCGAGGACCGCCUCCGCGCGCGCGGCUGGUGGCCGUGA
Messenger RNA from Aureococcus anophagefferens, 690 nucleotides. RefSeq lists its product as hypothetical. The transcript has a single exon. The coding region runs from base 1 to 690 and encodes 229 amino acids. The record is from RefSeq and is a predicted model, not a curated record. NCBI's taxonomy places the organism in Eukaryota, Pelagophyceae, Pelagomonadales, Pelagomonadaceae.